This is a messenger RNA of Podospora bellae-mahoneyi, 3198 nucleotides long. RefSeq lists its product as uncharacterized. NCBI's taxonomy places the organism in Eukaryota, Fungi, Ascomycota, Sordariomycetes, Sordariales, Podosporaceae. The record is from RefSeq and is a predicted model, not a curated record. Gene Ontology annotation, cellular component: membrane. Bases 2117 to 3055 code for a protein of 312 amino acids. The transcript has 3 exons.
GCCCACCCACCUCAGGGCAGCGCCGCUUUCUCAAUGCCAACGAUAGCCAUACCUAUCUUCAAUCACGAGCAUAUUACUUUCACCUGCACUCCCGAGAAGCACUCUCAGCUCUUCUUGGCUGCAAGCAAGACAAACCCGCAAUCCACAACCCAAACCUUUGGUCAGGGGCAGUUGUGCAAGCCAGAUCAAACCCUCGUUCAUCACCAAUGUACGAAAACCAAGAUACCUUGAACGGCACUUUUACAAAUCAUCACCACCGCAACAAAUGCCCACCGAUAGAGCUCUCCGAGUCAAGCUUGCUAAACGCACUGUGGAAUCGAAGCAUAACCGCGAACCUGAAUGGGAUCUCCAUGGGGCGACGCAUGGUGUAAAUACUUGGAAGUUUCAGCCGCCGGCUGGAGAGCUCUAGAGAUUCGAAUUCCGCUUUUGAUAUCCGACGCUGGCCCAAUCACUUCUGCUCGAGACAUGAAAGUCCUUUUGGGUUUGGAAUCACCACCUCCCAUUAUGAGCGGCACAUUGAGCUCCAUCUCGAAUAUAUGGGAGGCUCAAGACGAAAGUGAGGAUUCUGGUUGCAGUACGUGCGAGGUACAAGUAUGCAUGCUUCUUUUGGAAGACAUGCAGCUCCUGAAGGACCUCACAGAGCACAACAAAGGGGUCUUAUGUUGUUUUAAUGUUGCCUCAGACAACAGAUUGGCAGGCACAUCCGAAACCCGAAGUAAAGCAAACACGCAGACUUCUCAAGGUCGAAAAGGUCUUGAACCAGCCGAAUGGCAGCCAUCCAGAUGGUUCAUCCCGCCCUCUUUCUGUCUGGCAUGCUGGAAACCACGACACACCAAAGCGGUGGGAACCACCUCGACGCCAUGUUCCUAUUCUCAUAUCCGAUGACGGUCCAAUUACAUCGGCUAAGCAGUUGCGGUCGUGGGUACGCGGGAUGGAGUCAAAGGCCACCACGGUCGAGGUAGUGAAGAAGCGAUACCAUAUUCAGGAGACUGGCGAUGAAACUGAGCUUGAUAGAGUACAAGUCUGUCUCCUCACCCAAAGAGACAUGGAUAAACUUGGCACCGUCGUUGUAUGCAGAGAGACGGUGGACGACGGCGUUUGACUUGAUGGCGCGAUCUGCCCCUUGGUGAUAGUGAAGGGAAGAGAGGAGGAGGUCGAAUAAGUAGCACCAAGGUAAGAAGCGACCUUAAAGCCAUGCAGCAGUUCCCGGGGAGUAGUUGUGGUUAAUUUGGAUGUGAUCUGUGUCCUACCUCUGCGGAAAGUUGUCUUAGUAUACCUACCCGCACAAACGAGGUUGGCAGCGAGUAUCAGACAUGAUGGAAAUGACGAUUCCCAAGAGCAGUGAAAGGAAAACGGAGGAAGGCGGUUUGCUGCGACCCAGACAGAGCGCGAUAGGCUGACAUAUACUGACUGGAACGCCUUAGAUACGGAUACGCGUAUAGCACUUCCGCGCGUCGAAGCAUUCAAUGGUGCAGGGGGCUGCGCCCCUUUUUAUGCCCCUUACCCUCUCAGGUUGAGCACGACACCAAAUGAGCUGCGUCCAAGCAAGCAUUCACCAUGCGGCUGCAUCCGCAAUCCAACGUCUGCAGUGGAACUUUUUGCUAGAUCCCGAGCUGUCGGUAAACAUCAAACCACCGGAAAGGGAUCUCCUUUGAUGGACCUACCCGAUAAAGUGGUCCCGUACCCUGGUAGCUUACCCACGUCCCUAUACGCGUAUAGCGGCGGAACAUGCCGAGCAGCGACACCACUACUUGAGAGCCGCCCAACCUGGUAAUGUCUUGUCGGCUAUCGAAUCUGCGCCUUGAGGGUGGAUAUGACGGAGGUUGUUUUGCAUUGGAUCUGGGAAUACGUGGACACGUAAUCCACAGGUUGGUUGGUUUCCUUCCUGCGAAGGCUGCCGAACCCUUGUACGAGUGAGGCAUGGACGGAACCUGAGAAUAUAUACGCUGGUCCACUCGACCUGUGUCUUUUCCCUUUUCCCCAUAUCCAAACAAACCGUUAGCUUUUCAGAGCAUCCAUCGCCUGUUGUUACCUAGAUACCCACUCUUCUCAGGUGCCGGACUCGACUCCUCAUAGUUCCCAUCCAGCUCUCUCUCUCAGCCACUCUACCUGAAGCAUGGCCGAUGCAGGGGAACUUCCAGAGUACAGACUCUACGACUACGAUCCCAACCUACCCGCCAAUGUUGUGUUCACCGUCCUGUUUUCGAUCGUCACCAUCGGUCAGUUCUACUUUUUGAUCCGCAAGCGAACAUGGUACUUUCUCGCUUUUGCGAUUGCCUGUCUGUUCGAAGCAGUAGGCUAUGCCGCGCGUUGCGUUGCCGUUAAAGAAGCUCCGAACUUCACACUCACCCCGUUCCUGAUACAAACCCUACUCAUCUUGCUCGCCCCAGCGCUGAUGGCAGCGUCUAUCUACAUGGUGCUCGGGAGGUUGAUCAGACUUCUAGGCGCACAGGAGUACGCAAUUGUGCGGACAAACUGGCUGACCAAGAUAUUUGUUGUGGGGGACGUGUUGAGCUUCAUGACGCAGAGCGCUGGUGGAGGAUUGAUGGCCCAAGCCAAGACGCCGGAUGCCAUGAAGCAAGCUGAAGGGAUUGUGCUCGGUGGCCUUGCGAUUCAGAUUGUGUUCUUCGGCAUGUUCAUCGUCACGACGAUCAUAUUCCACAGAAGAAUUUUGAAGCGUCCAACCGAGAGAAGCCUCAGGGUGGAAGGGCCGUGGCGGCAACUGAUUCUGGCGCUGUACAUCAGCUCGGUCUUGAUCAUGGUCAGGUCAAUUUUCAGGAUGAUUGAGUUCGGGGCGGGAAAACAAAGCAUCCUGAUGCAAAAGGAAGUUUUCUUGCUGGCCCUGGAUGGAGUGCUGAUGUUCUUGGUCGGAGUGGUAUUUCUAUGGAAGUUUCCGGGGGAUGUUUUGGUGGGGUAUAAGGAGGUGUGGCAGACGACAGAUGAAGAGACGCUGGGGAGUCGCGGAGAGGGGAUUCCCAUGGUGGCUGGAGGUAAAACCGCAUAUCAAGGGGUACGGAGCGGAGAACACGGGAGGUACUCCACCUCAGUCCGGUAAAAAGACCGGAAGACACGUGUUGGCAGAGACAUUUGUUCGGGCAACGGGACUAGAAGGACAAGAAGCCUAUGGCGUUAGAAGAGAGGUUGGGUUUAUCAGUUUUGCAUGUUUUUGGUAGAAGAGUCUCUAAAUUAGUGUCAUGA